GACGUUUGAAAUGUACGAAGUGUAUCUAGUGGGCUGCGCUCUCGCGUUGUUCCUAAACGCGGCUCAAGCGAGACCGCAGAAUCAGGCUGGCCGUGAAGCGAGUCGAUACGUCAUCACGACUUAUUCGGAUGGCGGGGAACGUGGUCAAGAGGGCUACGAAAGCAAGCACGAACGAGAAAAAGGAGCGUCGGGAAGCCAAGACAAAGAAAAUCGUAAGGAACGGUACGGCGAUGAAGUCGGUCAAAAAUCUGGCCACCGCCAUCAAGACGGGUACCACGACGUAGGAUACGCAGAUCGUAUUGGUCAACAUGGGUACCAUUAUCAUGACAAAGGAAGUUACGCCAAAGGGCACUGUACAAAAGGUACUCACGACGUCCACAAACUGGAGGAGCUGAACAAGACGAAAGAGUUCUUCGAUGAAGAUCGCGGAGAAGAUAACCAUGAAAAACACGGGGCAUACGAAAUAGCAAGAGGAUUGGGAAACGGAGCUUUCCGAUUGGAAGGUCGGGCGAAGAAAGUGUCCCUGGCGGAUGAGUUACUCAAAUCCUGGAAAAGUGACUUGGGGUCCCACGGCGCAGUAGAUUCUGGUUACGGUAGACGCAAGGGAACCGAAGAAAACUUCAAAAAUGCGGAAAAAUCGGCCGAAAGAAACGGGUUCGAUGUUUACGAACUCGUGGGUGAUAGUUGGAAGAAUGAAGCCAACUAGUGUCGU
Cylas formicarius (sweet potato weevil) is the source of this 712-nucleotide messenger RNA. RefSeq lists its product as uncharacterized. The coding region runs from base 11 to 706 and encodes 231 amino acids. NCBI's taxonomy places the organism in Eukaryota, Metazoa, Arthropoda, Insecta, Coleoptera, Brentidae. The transcript has 3 exons. The record is from RefSeq and is a predicted model, not a curated record.